Molecule: messenger RNA, 504 nt
Organism: Naegleria fowleri
Lineage: Eukaryota; Heterolobosea; Eutetramitea; Acrasida; Naegleriidae
Exons: 2
Coding region: 1-504 (167 amino acids)
Molecular function (GO): gamma-glutamylaminecyclotransferase activity
Source: RefSeq, a predicted model, not a curated record
AUGGCUUCACAACAACAACCUCAACCAACAACACCUGUCAAAGUCUUCGUUUAUGGAACUCUGAAGAAGGGCCUUGCCAAUCAUCAACACAAAAUGCAACCCGAACGAUAUCCAAACUGUACUCUUCUCUCAGCUCAUGCUAAAACUCUCAACCCAUUUCCUCUCAUCAUUGCUGGUGAGAGACAUGUUCCCUAUCUGAUGGACUUUGAAGGAAAGGGGCAUCAAGUCAUGGGAGAAGUUUAUGAAGUUCGGGAUGAAGGCCACUUAGAAGAGCUCGAUCAAUUUGAGGGAUGUGAUGUUGGACAUUAUCGUCGAGUAUUAAUUGAUAUUCUCGUUCAACAAUCUUCGGAUUCAAAUGAUGUUGUUGUUGUUGAGAAGUGUUAUGCUUACAUGAGGAAUAAACAAGAAGGUGAUGAUGAAUUACUAAAAGAAAAGGAAAUGAUUCCAUGUUUUACGGAAGAACAUGAUAGGAAUUAUUCAAGAGCUUCGGAACAUGUCGGGUAG